AUGGGGAUCACAGAUUUCUUUUCCGACCUCCUGAGCUCCGUCACGUUCGUGCAGGAAGUCCACGCUGAAGCUCCUGCCGAAGAAGAAGAAUCCAGUGACGGAGGAGACGAAUCCAAGGACGGAGAAGGAGAAGGUGGUGAUGAUGCCGGAGAAGGAGAGGAGGAAAGUGAUGAGGCCGAAGAGGAGGAAGAGGAGGAGGAAGAGGAAGAAGAACCUGUGGAUCCUAAACCAAAGCUAGAGGAGGACUGCGCCCGUUCCGCCCAAUGCAUCGGCUACAAACACCAUUUCGACGAGUGUGUUGAGCGUGUCACUGCUCGAGAGAACGACCCGAACGCCAAGGGACCCAAGGAGGAUUGUGUCGAGGAGUUCUUCCAUCUUCAACACUGCGCUACUCAAUGCGCUGCUCCCAAGCUGUUUAGACAGCUGAAAUAG
This is a messenger RNA of Rhinocladiella mackenziei CBS 650.93, 432 nucleotides long. RefSeq lists its product as uncharacterized. The record is from RefSeq and is a predicted model, not a curated record. Lineage: Eukaryota; Fungi; Ascomycota; Eurotiomycetes; Chaetothyriales; Herpotrichiellaceae. The coding region runs from base 1 to 432 and encodes 143 amino acids. The transcript is spliced from 3 exons. Gene Ontology annotation, biological process: mitochondrial electron transport, ubiquinol to cytochrome c.